AUGGACCUCUCAGCCAUGGACCUCGCGAGCCUCGCGGCCGUCAACCUCUCCGAUUCCAGCGACGAUUCCGAAGACCCCGAUUGGGGCCGGUCGAGAUCCCCGCGCCGCCCGGGCGGCCUCCCGUCUGGCGGCUCGCUUCCCGCCGCGCUCCCGGGGGCCACCGACGACGCCCCGUCGCCCGGUUCGCCUGCCGCCGCGACAGCGGAGAGUGUCGAGCCGACUUCGGAGAGCCGCCCGGCCGAGGAGAAGGCCAUCGCCCUGGAGGGCGCCGAGGCGCAGUUGCGCGCCGCGGGCUUGAACGAGGCGGCGGACAAGCUCGCGCAGCAGGCUGCCGAGCACCGCGCCGCGGCCGCGACGCUCCAGGCAUCGACCGCCGCCGCGGAGCAGAAGGCCGCCGCCUUGGAGGACUCCGCGUCGCAGCUCCGCGCCGCCGGCCUGAACGCGGAGGCCGAUGAACUCGUGCAGAGAGCCGCAGAGCAGAGGAGCCGCAUCGCAGUUGCGCCCCGCGGAGGCCCCGCGCGUCGCCCUACAGAGGGCGGCGCGCCACCGACGUCGGCUCCGGGUGUCGACCCGGCUGUGCACCCCGGCGCUGGCGCUUCCACUGCCGGCCACGGCGCUGUCGCUCCCGGUGCCCGCGCGAUGCCGGAGCUGGCGGGCGCCGCCUUGCCCACAGGCGGCGCGCCCCCUGCCGCCGCCGCCGGCGCGCCCGAAGGAGGCCGCGCCCCGCGCGUCAUGCCGCCAGCGCUGCGCGCUGACCCGGGUCGCCUGCCCAUCGGGGCGCCUAUCGGCGCGGCCCCGCCGCCGCGGGCGCCGCGCCCGGCGGGGCGGCCGAUUCCGCCCCCGCCCAUCGCGAUGGCGGCGGAGGUCGAGCUCGCGGACCUCGAGGGGAAUCUCCCGGGCCAGUGGGUGACGUUCAACAUGUGGGUCACGGAGAGAUCGCAGAUCCAUUCGGACGCGGAGAAGGCCCAGAACGGCCCCAAGGGCCGCGUCUGGGGCACCGGCAACGGGCAGGUCGGCGUGACAGUGUGGAGCUCCGCGCCGGUGGCCAAGAACAUCUUCGAGCAGGCCCCGGCGCUGACCCUUCACAUGCCAGCGUCUUCGAGGAUUGCCACCCGUGCUCCAAUCUCGCCGACGCCCAUCACUGAGUGGCUUGAAGAUGUCCAGAUCGCCCAGGCCCAGCUCUUGCACAGCUGGGCCUGGGACGAUUCCGGCACGAAAGGCCCCAUCUGUGCGGUGGCGGUUGCCACCAUUGACCCGCCGCGCCCUCUUCGCACAGAUUGGGCGGCAGCAUCCACGCCCUUCAACGCGAUCCCGGCAUCCUUCCAGGGAACGCUCAUCCUGAACUUGUCCGGAAUCAUCGUGGACCACACCACCGUCAUGAAGGUGAACGAAUCCCGGCGCGGCAUCACGCUCCAGGAGCCGAACGGCAGCGGGCGGAUCAACAUGACAGUGUGGGCUGCGCUUGCGCUCCGCCCCCUCCCGACGGGGGUCGUGACCUUCCAGCGCGUGGAGGUGUCCUGCCAGAAGAAGCUCCGGGACGGCAGCGUGGUCCCCACGCCCCGGACCCUGAACGCGUGGUGGGGCACCGGGAUCAUCGGCUGGCGCGGCAUGUCAAUCUGA
This is a messenger RNA of Prorocentrum cordatum, 1620 nucleotides long. The record is from the annotation of a GenBank genome assembly. Lineage: Eukaryota; Dinophyceae; Prorocentrales; Prorocentraceae.